GGGAGCCGCCCGCGGGCCGCACGCGCAUGGACGGCCGCGCGGAGUUCGGGCGCCGGAAGGCGCAGAGCCUGGGCAAGGCGGACCUGAGCCGCAAAGGCAGCGUGGACGAGGGCGCCGUGCGGGUCGUGCAGCUCCUGAACUCGCGGGAGGAGUUUUUCACCACCAGCUCCUGCGCCGGCCGGAUCCUCGUGGUGGACGGGAGCGCAAACGACUCUGGGGUCCAGAAAAAGCACUGUUCCUGGCUCCUGGUCACACACGAACCUUGUGCAAAAGAUGACGUGAUGGCAGCUCUGAAGGGCGCGGCCAACAAUGCUGUCCUUAAGUUUGAACCAUUUAUCCUCCACGUGCAAUGCCGGACGCUGCAGGACGCACAGACCCUGCACUCAGUGGCCAUUGAUUCUGGCUUCAGGAACUCUGGCAUCACCGUGGGGAAACGAGGGAAGACCAUGCUGGCUGUCCGGAGUACACAUGGAUUAGAAGUUCCAUUAUGCCAUAAGGGGAGACUGAUGGUGACAGAAGAAUAUAUUGAGUUCCUGUUAACUGUAGCAAAUCAGAAAAUGGAGGAAAACAAGAAAAGAAUUGGAAGGUUUUAUAACUGCCUGCAACAUGCUCUGGAAAGGAAAACCAUUUCCAGCUCACAUUCUGAGAUCAAAGAGAAAAAUAACCCACUUUGUACUCAUAAGAAUAAAAGGAGCCAAGAGAAAGCACGUGACCCAUCUAUUACUGAAGACCAUGAAAAGGAACUGGAAGGUGGUGAUGGCCUGGGGAUCAGUGCCACAUUCUUCUUGGAGGGUGACUAAGGUUUGGCACUGACGGCGUCCGACACACACUAUUUUUAAGUAUAUUAGGAGGCACUCCACAAAUAAACUUACAGCUUUUAA
Molecule: messenger RNA, 881 nt
Organism: Phodopus roborovskii (desert hamster)
Lineage: Eukaryota; Metazoa; Chordata; Mammalia; Rodentia; Cricetidae
Gene: Tyw3
Product: tRNA-yW synthesizing protein 3 homolog
Exons: 6
Coding region: 27-800 (257 amino acids)
Biological process (GO): tRNA methylation
Cellular component (GO): cytoplasm
Molecular function (GO): tRNA methyltransferase activity
Source: RefSeq, a predicted model, not a curated record